Messenger RNA from Aureobasidium subglaciale EXF-2481, 809 nucleotides. RefSeq lists its product as uncharacterized. The record is from RefSeq and is a predicted model, not a curated record. Lineage: Eukaryota; Fungi; Ascomycota; Dothideomycetes; Dothideales; Saccotheciaceae. Bases 153 to 707 code for a protein of 184 amino acids. The transcript is spliced from 2 exons.
CAGAGCAGCGAGCGAUGAAACCCGGGAGGCACAUCAAUCGAUCAGCGACAUGAAGCCUGGCAUUCACUCGUCUAUCACUAUACUUUUAUUUGGUUUAUUAUCGGAGUCUUCCAUUGCUUCGCUUAAUCUUCCAAUCCUUAUCGAAGCUCGAGAUGUUUACGAAAAUCACCGAACGCUUUCUACCUUGCCUCUGCGCAAACAACCAAAAUUCUAAAUCACCCUCGUCCAAGCUACGCAAGAUGGUUUCGCCCGCAGACCACAUCAGAGAACUGAGUUUCAACAACAAAUAUCUGGCAAAGAAAAACGAAAAUCUCAGAGUCGAAAACCACAAUCUCAAAACCACCAACGACGUGCUCAAAAACAAGGUCGCCAGAGAUCAAGCAAUCAUAAACGCCACCGCCACAAUCAAGGAUCUCGAAAAGUACAAUCAGACACUCGAGGAUGAGAACAUGCACCUCAGAGAGCAACUUGAGCUCUUCACCGAGAAGAAGAAGAUUGAUGAUCAGCUCGCUGUUCUAAGAACAGAAGUGGUUGAGAUCGACAGUGAGCUUGUGAAGCGUAUGGUGGAGAUGGACAUCAUUGAGAAGCUGGAGGCAAAGAUCAAGGCUCUCAAGAAGAUCGAUAGUCAAGAGAGCGACGAAUCGAACACCGAGGAAGAUGAAGGGGAGGAUGGAGAGGAUCUCAAAGACUCGGAGAGCUCGAUCUAAUCCGUCGCGCACGAGAAGCAAGCCAUUUGGUUCUAGGUCAAUUGAAGCAUCUGGAAAACCCAUAUCGUCCAAUUGACCGCCGUUGUCGAUCUCAUCCUCCCG